Messenger RNA from Heteronotia binoei (common prickly gecko), 2631 nucleotides. RefSeq names its product ankyrin repeat domain 54 (gene ANKRD54). Lineage: Eukaryota; Metazoa; Chordata; Lepidosauria; Squamata; Gekkonidae. Gene Ontology annotation, molecular function: protein binding. The coding region runs from base 191 to 991 and encodes 266 amino acids. The record is from RefSeq and is a predicted model, not a curated record. The transcript is spliced from 8 exons.
UUUGCCCGCCUCCACCUGAUGGCUCGGCGGCCCCUGCGCGGCUUCUGAGUGGCUCCGACAGCUGCUGCUCUCGCCCUCCCUCUCCCGUCGUUCCUAUGGUUACGCCCCUCUCGGGCGCUCUCCCCCUCCUCCUCCUGGGCCCGGUAGUUUGGGGGCCGAGAGGUGCUGCGUGGAACCGGGACGGGCCGCCAUGGAGAGAGGCGGUGAAGCCUCGAGCCCGGCCACGGACAUGUUCUCUCUGGCUGGGCUUGGAGCUGCGCUGACGACUGUUCCGGAGACUCCCGACGCCGCCUCGCUGAGCUACUUGCAGCUUCCCUGGCAGCGGGAGCGCCGCGUGUGCAAGAUGCCCAGCCAUCGCCGCCGCAGGGCCGCCCGCCUGCACCGCAAGGUGGGGCCUAUGGGCAAAGAGAUCCACGCUUUGAAACGGUUGAGAGAAGCUGCCAAUGCUAAUGAUUUAGAAACAGUGCAGCAGCUUCUGGAAGACGGGGCUGACCCCUGUGCUUCUGAUGACAAAGGCCGAACAGCCCUGCACUUCGCUUCCUGCAAUGGCAAUGACCACAUUGUGCAGUUGCUUUUGGACCAUGGAGCUGAUCCAAACCAGCGAGAUGGUUUAGGAAACACUCCCCUGCAUUUGGCUGCUUGCACAAAUCAUGUUCCUGUCAUCACCACACUGCUCCGCGGAGGUGCUCGAGUAGAUGCCUUGGAUAGAGCUGGAAGGACCCCGCUGCACCUGGCCAAGUCAAAGCUAAACAUAUUGCAGGAAGGCCUUUCGCAGAGCCUUGAAGCAGUUCGUCUUGAAGUAAAGCAGAUAAUCCAGAUGCUGCGGGAAUACCUUGAACGUCUUGGUCGCCAUGAACAGCGGGAACAAUUGGAUGAUCUUUGCACCAGGCUACAGAUGACUAGCACAAAAGAACAAGUGGAUGAGGUUACUGACCUCUUGGCCAGCUUCACCUCCCUCAGCUUGCAGAAGCAAAAGAUAGAGAAGAGGUAACAGGCUUUCUUGCUGCUCUCUCAACUGAAAGGAGAAGCUGGAGCUGCCCUGCUGCCAAUGUCAAUCAUGUUUUUCCUCUUGGCUCCAUGCUGAGCCUGGACUGGACUGCAUGGCGCCGUCACUGCCUUGGAUGGUUCCUCUGGGGCGAGAGGUUCAUGUUGAAGUCCUGGCCUUGUGAAGAAGGGGCUGAACUUUUCACUCUCUUGCUUUAACAAGCAGGGAGCAAAAUGUUUUUGGUAUGCUGCCCUUUCCAAGACAUCCCUAAGGCCCUGAAAGUGGUAGAUCCAUUGUACUUCAAGCACAUCUGGGAAACAGCUGUCUGGUACACCAUCACACUCAAGUCUGCCUCUAAUUUCAUGUUUUUGGUAUUCAAGCACAUGAAUCAAUGAACAUUUGUACAAAUGAUGAGAGGUGCUUAUACCCCUUGGUGGGCAAUUUUUUAAAAAACUGAGAGUGCUGAGGGGCCAGUAAUACUGCUGUGCCCCCUACUGAGAUAUAAAAGGCUGUUUAACACACACACACCCCAAGAUUUCAAGCUCCUCAACUCCCAUUUCACUCCCAUUUCCUGUGUUUUGAAACAUGCACAAGAAUCAGUAGCUGAAGUAUGCAAGGGGAGACAGACUCCUGCUAAGUGUUUUCUUGCUGUUCAUUUUGGAGGCUAGCAGCAUGUGGGUGAAAGAGCUCUUUGGCUUGCUCAGUCUGUGGAGAAGAAAGGUUUAGUUGAAUAAUAAGGAGGUCCCUAGCACCAGAUUGGGAAGUUAUGCUGAAGCCAGAUGGGAAGUCCCUGGGGGCCAGUGACUCUCCUGGCCCCAACAUGCCUGUUCAUACCGUAUAUCCUUGUCCCCCACCCCGAGGUAUUUAAUUUGGCCUGUUCCAGAAAAACCAAGAAAGAAUUAACUUUACAUAUUACUUUUUCCUUACAAGGAACCUGCAUAUUUUAUUGAGGGAAUAAGUUGUUUGCUUUCCUAAUGGGGAUGUGUGAUUUGGACAAUUGACAUUUACUGGACUGUGCUAAGCUUCAGUUAAGUGCAAAAGUCUUUUUUGUUGUUUAUAUCAUAGAUUUGUUACACACAACUGUCAAGGAAAGCUUGCUUUCUCAUUUGGGGGCCAAAAGAGAAACAUCUUCACAGGUCUACUAAGAAGAGGGUUUGCCUUACACAAAGGGAGGGACUGGACCCCUGAUGCAUGCCAGCCUAGCCAGCAUUCUACAACCCUUCAAGGAUGUAGUCACUUCACAACACUGUGUUUUGACUUCAGCCUGCUCACAAGUGUGUAUACUUAGCAAAUUAGUUCUCAGGAGUCACUGGUCGUGUUCCCUGCAUCACUGACAUUCCAAGCCUGGUUUAGGACCUUGAGACUAGUAAGAUAUUAUGACCUUUGCUUUUUAAAUAGGCUGUUUUUAGGGCAGAGAAGACUUAACUGGAUUCAUAUCUUUAGAUACAAGUCUAAAUCAUGACCCAAGCAGCUUUGAUAGAGACUCAUGAACGCUCAGGGGAGGAAAGUUUGGGGCUGACUUGACUCUGACCUUGCUGGAGUCAUCACUGUGAAUAUGAAGAACUUCAUGCCAAUGUGCAAGGAGGGUGGGAGGCUAUUUGAACUUUUCCACUGUAGAUUUCAAUAAAAAUAGUGGCUGCUUUCAA